Fusarium pseudograminearum CS3096 is the source of this 1059-nucleotide messenger RNA. RefSeq lists its product as uncharacterized. Bases 1 to 1059 code for a protein of 352 amino acids. Gene Ontology annotation, biological process: mRNA splicing, via spliceosome. Gene Ontology annotation, molecular function: protein binding. Gene Ontology annotation, cellular component: catalytic step 2 spliceosome. NCBI's taxonomy places the organism in Eukaryota, Fungi, Ascomycota, Sordariomycetes, Hypocreales, Nectriaceae. The transcript is spliced from 2 exons. The record is from RefSeq and is a predicted model, not a curated record.
AUGGGUUUCCCCGAUAAACCUUCUGCUCAUCUUUUGGGCGCCAAUGGCCCGGUCCAUGCCCUUGCAUACUCCGCUUCACCAGGCACCUACAUCCUCACCGGUUCAGCGGACCGAGCCAUCCGCCUCUACAACCCAUUCCCCAGCACAUCCGCCCCAGGCGACGAUCGCCACAGCAUACCACAGGGUCGCCUCAUCCAGAACUACGCUGCACAUGGCUAUGAGGUCCUGAGCCUUUCAGUUGCGGCUGAUAACGAGCGCUUUGUGUCGGCUGGUGGCGACCGCAGCGUCUUCCUCUGGGAUGUGAGCACAGCUGUUACCACCAAGCGUUUCGGCGGCAACGCUCAUGGCCAUACUUCUCGGAUCAACUGUGUGAGCUUUGCCGGUGAAGGUGAUUCCAUCAUUGUGAGUGGUGGGUUUGAUACGAGUGUCAGGCUGUGGGAUACCAAGAGCAGCAGCUUCAAGCCUAUACAAGUUUUCGACGAGGCAAGCGAUGCUAUAACUUGUCUUGCGGUUCGAGGGCCUGAAGUCCUCACAGGAAGUGUUGAUGGUCGCGUCCGCAGCUACGAUAUUCGCAUGGGACAGGUAACCACAGAUGUUAUCGGCGCGCCGGUCACCAGUCUCAGUCUCACACGCGAUGGACGCGCUAUACUAGUAGGCAGUCUGGACAACAAGCUGCGUCUCAUGGAUCGCGACAACGGCUCUUGUCUAAGGGCAUACACAGACCCAGCAUGGAAGAACGAGGACGUCAAGCUACAAGCGCUGCUGGGCGGCAAGGAGAAGUACGUCAUGGUCGGUGAUGCCAUGGCUGGUGAAGCUGCAUCUAAAGGUGAAGGAAGGAUCUGGGCUUGGGACUUAUUGACCGGAAAAUUGGCUGCCAAAGUGACCGUUCCCUGGGGGCCGCAGGGCUUUGAACUUAAGAAGAAAGCUGUUGGUCGCGACGGAAAAGAAAAGGCAAGGAGUAAUGUCGUGAGCUGCAUGGCAUGGAGGGAAGAUGGUUGGGGAGACCAGUUCUGCGUGGGUGGGACAUCAGGCGUGGUGACAGUCUACGGAGCACUGUAA